AAAGUCAAGUAAAAAAUAACGGGGUUAAUCUCUCUCACCUUGACAUCCAAAAGAGAGAAUUAAUAACUUUACGAGGUAUCACCACCUCCCAAGUCCGAACUAGGGAAAAAUUAUCGGAUACCCCUGCUUACUGUUUUCUAAAAGCAGACAGCCAAGAGCAAGAUGUCCCAAAGUCCAAGGUCAUUAUUCCAAAAGUGAUAAAUCUAGACUUUCCUUUACAGCCUAUUCCUAUCAACUCCUCAACCAAGAAAUUAGACCAAGUUCGAAAUAAGAAAUCAGAACAUUUUGAAACUCAUUUAAGUCGAAAAGAUUUAACCAAUUGCUCUACUAACUGCUUAAAAGCUUGGGAAGGAAUUAUUCAUAAAUACUGCCAAGAAAAGGAAGUGAUUGAACGGAAAUUAGAAAAUAAAGUUAAAAUAAUUAUUCGGGAUGAAAACUCCUUUGCUUAUACCAUCAUUAAUGAAGAGGGCAUAACUACUGAACAAGUCUUUGGUUCUGGCUCGACUAAAUUUGGUUAUCAUGCUACGGUAGUGGGUGGAGUUAUCCCCUUUGUAAAUGCUGUGGCUUUGGCUCUUGAAUAUCUAGAAUUAGAGGAAAAAGUUCAAGAGCAAGGGAAAAAUAUUGAAGAAUUAACCACUAAAAAAGAUAAUUUAACCGAAGAAUUAAUCCAAACUCAAACCGAAAUAGAAACUGUUAAGCAAUAUUUAGAAUGGAAGCAGAAAAUUAAAGAUUUAAAAAAAGAAUUAGCCCAAAAAGAGCAAGAUUACCAAGAAUUAACUCACGAACAAACCAUUACUGACCAAACUUUAACUGCUAUUCAACAAACUUCCCAACAAGGACAAGAGAUAGUGGAAGAAAUGGUCGGAUUAGCAACUGAUUUAUUAGAAAUUAAUAAGUCAGGAAUGGGCAAUAGUAAAGUUAAACAAUUAACUGCUAACUUACGGAAAUUAAAAAAGCAAAUGAAAUGA
This is a messenger RNA of Ambispora leptoticha, 968 nucleotides long. NCBI's taxonomy places the organism in Eukaryota, Fungi, Glomeromycota, Glomeromycetes, Archaeosporales, Ambisporaceae. The record is from the annotation of a GenBank genome assembly.